UGCUGCAGAAGUGAAGAAUUUUCAGGAUAGAGUGAGUGAUGGAGACCAUUUCAACUAAAGAACCUGAUCUGGAUAAAGCUGGAUUUAGAUUACUAACAUUGGAUAAUCCGGUAUUCUGUUGCUACUUGUUCUGGACAAGCAUAUUGAUUUUGAAAAUGCUAAUGAUGUCCAUAUUGACUGCUAUGCAACGUAUAGGCACGAAGACCUUCGCUAAUCCAGAAGAUUUAAAAAUGCGUACAACGGAUGAGGUAAAAUUUAAUGACCCAAACGUGGAACGUGUAAGGCGUGCACAUCGGAAUGAUAUGGAGAACAUUUUACCGCUCUUGAUCAUGACCUUGAUCUAUAUAGCAACAGGUCCGAAUGCAACACUGGCACGUAUUUUAUUUCGCAUUGCAGCCGUCUCACGUAUUGUGCAUACGCUGGUCUACGCUUUUCGACCCGUGCCACAGCCGACACGCGCCAUCACUUUCUUUACUACCUUCUUCAUCACGGCUUACAUGGCUUUCUAUGUUUCCAUACGCACUAUAACUUACAUCUAAGUUCGCGCUUGGGUGACGCUUAGAACAAAACGGCCAGACCGUAACCCAAGCAUGGUGAAGUGUGUUUUAUUCGUUGUUAUUAUAAACUUAUGCCAUAAUAGAAGCACAAAACAAAAACUUAAUAAAAGUGAAAA
Messenger RNA from Teleopsis dalmanni, 673 nucleotides. RefSeq names its product microsomal glutathione S-transferase 1-like. The record is from RefSeq and is a predicted model, not a curated record. Gene Ontology annotation, cellular component: membrane. The coding region runs from base 39 to 539 and encodes 166 amino acids. Lineage: Eukaryota; Metazoa; Arthropoda; Insecta; Diptera; Diopsidae. The transcript has 3 exons.